CCGGCCCAAAAAAACUCAACGCUGGCUUCGGGUAGUAAGGCAAGCAUUAUUUCCUACUUGAACUCUGUGCAUUUACUAUUGGUCGGAAGCUGAACUACUGAGCAACCUUGCUGUCUGCUGCAGCCGGUCAACUAUGCGCUUGUAGACUCGCUUGUCCGCUCGCGACGGACGUGACUUUGACAUGAUUAUACAGCCAGCUUUACCUUGAGUUUUAUCUUUCGUCUCGGGCCUACCUGACUUGACGUUGUUGUAAACGGCAGCGGGCAUGGACUCGCGAGGAGUACUUCGUAGCGCUCCACUUGGGGGGCGCUCUGCUUCGCCCUUCAAGACCAAAAUGAGCGCUAAGCUUCAAGAGGAACCGUCGCAGGGUCGAUCGACAGCGCCAAAGCUGCCCCACUUUCCUGCGAAGAAGGGUGCGGCACCUGCUGUUGCCAGCUCGCCUGCAAAGGCGCCGAGAGACGCCCACUUGCCGGGCAUGCCUGCGAGCGGCCGGGCGCACCCGGACAAGGGCGGCCGGCGGGAAGCGUCGGGCGCUGACAAGCUGGCGCAAUUGUCAAGGCAGGCGCCUGGCGUUGGUAGCUCGGGAAAGGGCUCGGGCGCAGGCGUUGACGAUGCGCUGGGCUUCGACAGUCCGCGGCGCGGCGUUGCCCGGGCGCAGGUGGCGCGGGAUGAGGUCCUGGCAUACAUGCGACGCCAGAAGGCCGAGCCACGCGACACCUCCUUUGACGACGAUGACCGCGCGCCGCCUGCCUCUGGCGGAGCCCCUACCUCCACCCCCGGAGCGGCGCAGCCCGGCACCAACAGCGGCACCACAACCACCAGCAGCAGCGGCAGCGGCCAGCUGGGCCUUGUCGCCGGCCGCAAUGACGACGGCUCACUCAGCUUCAGUUUGGACUUCAUGGAGGCCUACCGCACCCGACCCUCCACCGCAGCGGCAGCAGCCACCGAGCUCGGCGCCACCGCCGACACUGGAGCCGGUGUGGGGACCGGGGAUGGGGCUGGCGCUGGUGUUGGGGCCGAUGCCGAUGGAGCAGGGGUGGCAUAUGGUCGGCAGCAGCAGCAACAGCAGUGGGGCGCGCGCGGCAGUGAGUCGUUCGACGCCGAGGAGCUGCUCCGGCGCUACAGCCUGGGGCGCGGCAGGCUGGGUGGCAGCAGCCAGGGCGGGCUGCAGGAGGAAGAAGCGGAGGAGGAGGACGACAUUGAGGAGGACAUCGCAGACGACACGGCGGGAGCGGCGGGCCCCGACCAGUCGCCCACGCGCCACACGCCCAGCGGCGUGCGCACCGCUGGCGCCGGCGCCUCUCGCUCUCGCACGCCCACAGCGGCAGAUAGGCCAGGGCGGACUGCAUCAGCAGCACCAGCAUACGCACAUGAUGCCGCAGCUCGCGCGUCCUUGAACAGGAGCAGGGCCGCGCCUGUCUCCGCUGGCACUGGUGGCGGUGGUUCCGGGGCCGGCGUGAUGCGCAUGUCGCUUUCCAUUGCGGCGGCGGUGGCGUCGCCACUGGCCUCGAGUGUGGCGCUGACGGAUGACGCCUUCGAGUUGUUCAAGCGGGACAUUGCAGCGCGCGUCAUCCAGGUGCACUGGCGCCGGUGGCAGGCAUGGAAAGCCAAGGUGCGGCGAGACGCUGAGCAGCGCAUUCUGCAGCAGCUCUUUGCCGACGACCCCUCCGGCCUCAGCCUGAAGCUGCUGCUCGGCGGGGUGGGCGGAGCCGAUGCUGGCAGCGGCAGCGAUGGAGCUUCCCGCAGCGGCGGCGCCGCAAGCGCCCAUCCCGCCGGCGAGCCCUCAGCUACUGCCACCAGGUCUGCUGGCCAUGGCGCGCGGGAGGACGAGAGCGGCCUGCCGCUGCCGAGCCGGCACGCCUCCGUGGACCGGCACGCCGUCGCCGUGCCUGCCUCCCCUGCCUCCGGUGCGGCCGCUGGAGGUGCGCUGGAGAAGCAGCCCUCCAGCACCCGGCUGCCCGCCCUCAAGCGGCCCAUGUCCGCAGGCGCCACCAAACCGGCGUCUGCCGCCUCUGGCGUCUCCUCCGUGGACGCCAUGGGCAACCUGCCGGCUGCAGCCGCCGCCGGUCCGGGCUCGGGCUCGGGCUCGAACACGCCGCACAAGUCCGCAGCCGCGGCCGGCCUCGCAAGCCUUCGCGCCAACGGCAAAGGCGACACCAGCGCAGCCGCGGGGGCCCGUUCGGGCACUCCCGGCAAGCGUCCUGUGUCUGCGGCAGACGCAUACGCCCAGGCUCGCGCGGAGAGCAUCUUAGCGGAUGCGGACCGAGGCCGCCGCCGGCCUGCAACCGCGGGCGCAGCGCUGGUAGAAUCUCCGGGCCGCGUGAGGGGCGCGGCGACGUCGGUGUUUGAGGACAGCCUGGAUGUGGAGGACACGGAGUGGCAGGAGGCCAUGGAAUAUGAUGAGGACGAGGACAACCCGCACGCGGUGCGCGCUACGCCCCGCAAAACUCACAAGGGCGGCCACGCGGUCUACACCUUUGUGGCGACUCCCCGGCGCCGUGCUGCGGCCGAGGCGGCAGCUGCCGCAGCCGCUGCCGAGGCUGAUGCACCUGCCCAGCCUCAAACUGCGCCUGGUAUCACGAGUACCUGCCCGCAGGCGGAGGAGCCGAUUGCCACGGAACCGGCGGCUAACCGCGGCGCAGCUGGCAUGCGCGCAUCGCGCAAUUUGUCUCGUGCCGAGUCCGGGGCAGCGCCGGCGCUGCAGCCGCAGCAGCAGCUCUCAGGGCAGCAGCUCGACCAGAGGCCGUCCGGGCAGCAGGAGAACCUGCGGCUGCGUGAGCCUUCUCUGGACGCCGACACCAACCCCGCCAUGGCAUCGCCAGCCCUGUCUGCCAUCACCGGUGAAGCAGGCGGCGCUGUCGCCGGAGCCGCUGGGCUCCCGGCCGGCACCGGCGCUGGCCCCAUGUCGUGGGUGGAGGACGAUGCCCAGUCGCGCCCAAGUGGCGGCCGACAGCACCAAGAUUCCGAUGACGCUGACAAACAGGGAGCGGGGACGUCAUUGUUGGCGCCGCAGGCGGGCGCAGUGCUGACAGGCCAGCAGGAGCAGCGCCAGCAGGGUGGCAGCGGGCGGCGGAUGGAGGCGCUGCAGCGGCUGCGGCAGCAGGGCUCCCAGCGGGGCUUUGGGCUGUCAUCCACAGGUGCCUUGCUGCCCUCCUCGGCAUCUGCACCAGCAUGGGCCGCGGCACCGCAUGCAAACAGUGACAGCCCUUCGAGCAGCAGGGGCAGCGGCGAGAACGCCUCAAGCCGCCCGCCGCCGCCUGAGCACAACCACCACAGCCACAGUCAGCAAGGCGGCAGCGAUGAGGCCCGCUCGCACCGCGCUAGUCACGAUAAUAGGCAGCAUCGCGACGUAGGGACGAGCGGACAGCACCACCAGGGCCGCCACGCUGAGCGGGAGGAGAACGGCGGCAGCCGUGACGGCCUUGAAGCCAGCUUGCGGAGCAUGGGUGAGCGCAACCGCAGGGCGACUGCAGGUGCCGGAGGGCGCGAUGAGCAAGAUGAGCUUGACCGCCAUGAACGGAGUGAUCAGCAAGCGUCCCGCCAUGCAGAGCGGCGGCCACUGCCGUUACAACAGUGGCAGCAGCAGCCGCACGCCCCGCACCCGCCGGCGGAGCGGCAGCACGCGGAGCCUCACCAUCGCGAGCGGCAGCAGCAGCAGCACCACCACAACCACAACCACAACCACAACCGUGACAGUGUUGCCGUUGAUGAUGGCCACAGGCGGCCUAUGUCUGCUGCCGCCACACUCGGGGCGGGGCACGACCACAGCGUGCACGACCGCCGGCUGACAGCUGGCGAAGGUGAGGGCAACGAGCUCGCCGGCCCGUCCGGCAGGGGGCAUCCGCGCCCUGCCUCUGCCUUUGCUGCAGCGCCGCCGGCCCAGCCGCGUGCGCAGGAGCAGCAGCAGUCCGCUCGCGCGCAGCAGCUGAGGCAGUCGCGGCAUCCUGGCCGCCGCGUCUCCUCUGACUCCGAAUCUGACGGCUCUGAGGAAGACGAGGAAGCUUUUGAGGAGCCAAUCACAAUCGGCCUGCGCGCACAAGAGCCAUCGCGCUGGCGGCCUGAGGCGGCGGCUGCACCUGGUCACCAGCAAACAGGAGACGUGUGGGCGGAGCGCCGCGGCGGUGCCCAGGACGAAGCUGGCCGCCACGAUGACCGUCCUGUGCCACGACAGGUGCAGCCUGAUGCGCCGGCAGCUGCUGCUGCAAGCCGGUCACAGCCGGCCGCCAGCAGCGGCCGCCCAUCAAGCAGCGGCGUCGGGUGGGACCACCCGCAGGCCCUCCAGACCCGGGCCCAGCAGCAACCUGCCAUGCAGCCGCAGCAAGAGGGCGCCGCCAGCAAAGCCAAAGUCGGUGCCGGCCAUAAACAGCAGCAGCAGCCCCGGCAGCCACAGCAGGCCGAGGUGGCGGCUAGCCUGACGGCGGAGAAGAUGACGUCCAUCCUCAAGUAUCUGGAUGAGGUGGAGUUGCAGGCUGAGCAGGAGGCGGCGUGUGCCGCGGUUGCCCCAGCGCUGCUGCUGGCGGAGCCCUCCACGGCCGCAGCCCUGGCGGCGAUGGCCGCUGUGCCCGGGUCGGGCAGUCGGCCGGCCACAGCCGCUGCUGCCUCCAUGCGCUCCCGUGGAGCUUCCGCCGGCCCCGCCCGACCAAGCACAGCACACACAGCGGGCGGCGCGCAGGUUAUGACUCAGCGCUCGCUUGCGGCACUCAGCGAGGCGGGCGGCCGCUCCCGCCAACCCCGUGCGCACGGCCGCUCCCAGUCGCGCCCUCGAGGCCUAGCCUCCUCGCGCCGCUCCGGUUUCGAUCAGGACCAGGGCUAUGACGAUGAUGGCCGCCGUGCGACAGAGGACUGCGAUGACUUUGACGACCAGGGCUAUGACGACGAUGGCGACCUGCGGGAUGGCGACGCUGCCUCCGUGGGUGCCGCCAGCGGCGUGUCAGGCCUCACCACUGGCAGGCCGGCCUUCCUGGCUGAGUCAGUGUACGAGAGCGUGCGCGCCAAGAUCCGGCGGUUGCAGGAGGACGUGAGCGAGCGGGACGACCGCAUCGCCGAGCUGGGCCAGGAGGUGGAGGCGCUGACGGCGGCGCAGCGCUCCAUGGCUCUGGAGGCGGAUGCGCGGCUGAAUGAGCUGCUGGCGGUGCAGCGGGCCGAGUACGAGGGCGCCGUGGCCCGACACCUGGCCUUCGUGGACCGGCUUCUGGCGGACAAGGAGGCGCUCACGGCCAGGACGGAGCAGCUGGAGGCGGCGGUCAAGGGUGCGGACGAUAAGCAGGAGCGCGCUAUUGCCAAGCUGAAGGAGGGCUGGGCGGCGGAGCUGCGGCGGCAGAAGGAGGGCUGGGCGGCGGCGGAGAAGCAGCGGCGGGAGGCGUGGAUGGCGGCCAAGGCGACGGAGAUCAAGGAUAUGACCGUCAAGGGACUGGAGGGAGAGGUGCAAAAGCUGCUGUCGCGGCACAAGGCGGAGCUGUCGGCAGCGCAGCAGGCGGCGGCGGAUGAGGCGCGGCGGCACCUGGACACCUACGUGGCGCAGAACGAGGCGGCGGUGCGUCAGCUCAAGGAGCGCAUGGCGCGGGAGGCCGAGGAGGCGGUGGAGAAGGAGCGCGCCUCGGCGGGGGUGCGGCUGCGGGAGGUCAGCGAGCGCUACGAGCAGCAGCUGCAGACCCAGCGUAUGCGGCUGGUUUCCGACGCCGACCUCCGGCUGGAGCAUCUGGAGCAGGCCAGGAAGGAGGACAAGAAGCGCUACGAGGAGGCGCUGAGCUCGGCGCGGGAGGCGGCCGAGGCCCGGCAGCGCGACAUGGAGGAAGACUGGCGCCGUGAGAAGGAGGCGCUGCGGAAGGCACACGACAAGCAGAUCGAGUCGCUGCGGGAGCAGUACGAGACCGGGCAGGAGGGCUGGCGGGCGGCCAUGGCGGAGCGCGCCCGCAAGGAGGUGGCGGAGCGGGUGGCGGCCAUCCGGGAGAAGCUGCUGGAGGAGCGAAACAGCGAGAUACAGGCGGUCAUGACCCGGCUGGAGGAGGAGCACGCCGCAGCGGUGGAGUCGCUUAAAGAAGAUUUCCGACGCCGCGAGGAGGCGGCAGCCGCCAAGGCCACAGCCGCGCUCAAAGAGGCCAAGCGGGCCGAGACGAAGAUGGCGGAGCGCUUCCGCUGUGCGGGCGCGGCCGCGCAGACGGCGGAGGAGCGGGUGGCGGCGGCGGAGCUGGCCGCGAGCGAGCUGCGCCGAGAGCUGGAGCAGCGCAACAGCACCAUUCGGUGGCUGGAGGGGCAGGUUGGCGUCGCCAAGGAGGAGGCCGCCGCCCGAGAGCGCGACCUGCGCUCACUGGGUGCUGACAAGGCCGCGGUGGCGGCGGAGGCCGCGGCGGCAGCCAACCGUGAGCGGCAGGCGGUGGAGGCGCGACUGGCCGCCACGCACCAGGAGAUGUCUGAGAUGCGGAAUAAGCACGGCGCGGAGAUGGCGCACGUGGAGGCGCGCGUCAAGGCCACCCUGGCUCGCAAGGACGAGGUGAUCUCGGGCCUGAGGGAGCAGCUGGCCACACUGGCGGCGGAGCUGCGCGGCACACAGGAGGUGCUGCGGCUGCAGCAGGAGGAGCUGGGGCGGUAGAGGGUGACCGCGGUCUGGUGGUUCGGGGGUGCGAGAGCCAGACGCUGAGUGCGCUGGAGUGCACUGCAAGCUGCUGGCCAAAGCGCUGUCACUUCAGGCCACAUGGUGAUGGAGGUGGGGAGGGCGUGGUGUCGGGGGACGUUGGCGUGCGUGGCUUGAAGAGCCGUUGGCUGUGGAGGAGAGCUGGGCAGCAGUCGCGUGCGUGUGGAGAGAGGGUGUAAGUGAUAAGAGAGGCCGUCUUGUCAACGUGCGCAAAAGCGCUUGUGCAGUAUCACAAUACGGUACCGUGUGUGGAACUAACAUCAGGUAGUGCGUAAAAAGCAUGAUCUGUGCCAGGUAUCUCGAGCGAAGUACUGCGUGGACUAUCAGAAUUGACAGGCAUUAUAAAAUUUGACAUGUAAAGGGAAGGACGGAACAAGGAAGGCGCUGUAGGCGUGCGGCACGCCAGGAGUGGGUCAGAGCGGGGCAAGGCGCAGAGCAUUAUGGGAUUGCUAAAGCGUGCUGCGGAGUGCGAAGGUCACUGAGGUCCCUUUUGCGAGUCUGCAGUUCUGCACUGCGCAAUUCAGGAUGUAACCAAUGUUCAGA
Chlamydomonas reinhardtii is the source of this 7174-nucleotide messenger RNA. RefSeq lists its product as uncharacterized. Gene Ontology annotation, biological process: intraciliary transport involved in cilium assembly. The record is from RefSeq and is a predicted model, not a curated record. The coding region runs from base 335 to 6589 and encodes 2084 amino acids. The transcript is spliced from 19 exons. Lineage: Eukaryota; Viridiplantae; Chlorophyta; Chlorophyceae; Chlamydomonadales; Chlamydomonadaceae.